Messenger RNA from Fusarium redolens, 1501 nucleotides. RefSeq lists its product as uncharacterized. Bases 66 to 1460 code for a protein of 464 amino acids. The record is from RefSeq and is a predicted model, not a curated record. The transcript has 2 exons. NCBI's taxonomy places the organism in Eukaryota, Fungi, Ascomycota, Sordariomycetes, Hypocreales, Nectriaceae.
CAAUAACAACUUUCUUCAAGGUCGUCAUCAAGAUAAUUAUCAUCAACAGCAACCACGCAAUAAGCAUGUCAUCAGCUUCCAUAAGAGACUGGCUGAGAAAUAUACCUGAUCAUUAUAUUUCCAAGGAUCUUGAUAUUGAGCGCCCAUCUAAGCGCCCGCGACAUCAGCAUCCUGUAACGCCAGACCCUUCAGAAGAUUGCUUCUUCGCCGAAAUGCCCCCAGCGCAACAGUCUCCAACAAAGCGGCAAAACCUACAGAUAAGCAGUGAUGAGAACCUGGAUAUUGACACAACUCCAAGGCCGAAACGCUCCAGGCCUUUGCGGUCCGAGUCUGAACACUCAUUAUCGUCACAUCUCUCCUAUCAUUCGAGCCAAGUGUCUGGCCAGAGCUCCCCGCGAAAGCAACUGCAGAGCCUCAAGCUUGAUGCGCGGGGUAUUGAAUUUAAGGAUCUUGUACUGUUUGAUAAUAAGCCUGGCAAGCUUGAGGAUCUUCUUGAGGCCAUUGACCUUGUCAUGGAGGGAAAGGGUAUUGCGUCAACUUUGCAACAAGAUGCAUUGAUAUCUGCAUCAAGAUCAUUAAAAGACUUCAGAUGGGCUGCUAGAGGGAGUGACUACUUCUCUGCAGACCGAGACAUCAUUGGACAUACACCCUCUCCAGAAGAUGUCAGCAGAGUUCUGGCAGCGGCGGCAGAGUGCAGCUCAAACUCUCACCACGAAGUAAACUGGAACAUGGAAGUUCAUCAGCCUCUGUUAUCACUGGCCUUCCGCUCCCCCGAUCAAGCUCCAUAUUCGCAUUUAGUCAACUUCAUGGGCACCACGCAAGCCUGUCUCAUACCAGAUUACACCAACUCUUCUGUCUCUAAAAAGGUUGACUUCAGCAUUUAUAUCGAGCCUGGGAACGACUUGGAACGGUCAAGACAAGAGUCAGUCCAAGACGUCAUUUCUCACUGUCAAAGGGAUCUUCCUGAAUCCGUCUUCAAUUUCACCGACGCCACGCCCCUGGCCCAUCGCCCCAUCGCUUUCAGCAUUGAGACUAAGAAGCCCAGUGCCGGGUUCGACGGGGCGAAACUGCAACUUGGCAUUUGGCAGAAUGCCCACUGGACGUUCCUCCGCCAUCUUGCUCAGAUCGCAGGUGAGAGGUGCACAGCGGCAGAAAAGACCGCAGCUGUAGGGUCUGAGACAGUCACGAGUACUGGGGAUGAAUCGACAGCGCAGAAGGCUUUUGACCUGCCGACUUUUAUUCCUGGCAUCAUCAUCCAGGGUCACUUUUGGCACCUGAUUAUUACCACGCCGCAAGAUCGAAAGAUAAUGGUCUGGCAAAGCAUAGGCAUUGGGAAUACGCAGAGUACAAAGGGGAUAUAUCAGAUUGUGUGCAUAUUACAUCUCUUGAGGCAAUGGGUCAAGGUGACUUACUGGCCGCUUGUUUGGGAGAUGGUUCGUGCAGGAUGGCCUAGGGAAUAGAUAGAGGAUAUCGCUGAACAAAUACAAUAUACAGUAGAGGC